AGGCUCGACAGAACCUCCACAGCCUCGGCAAACAUCCUCGUCUUAUCCACUAGAUUCACAAGUACAUGACAAACUCUGGAGCCUAAGCCAUGAUCGUCCUCUCAAACCACGCUCCUCUCAGCCCGAGUCUGCUCCUCCUUCUGUUCCACCUCUCUUCUGUCCUCUCCAUUCCUGGGUCGCCAGUACUGUGUCAGUCCACUCCCUUUAUUCCGGGUCACAACCUGGCAGGGGAGGGCUAUAAUAUGGUCACCAUGCGCCGACAAGGAGCCUACGUGAUUGAUGUGAAGACCUAUCUCAACUCAAAUGGCUCGUGUGAACUUCAACAUAAUCCUCUUCAAGGCAACAAGCUCCAAAAGGCACCUCUCUCUGUAGUGGAUUGGCGCUCGUACAGCCGCUGUGCCACAAACCUCUACAGCAGUGUACACACCUCCAUCAGCUCACUACUUCAGAAAUACACCGACCAGGACAGCACUGAGUGGAAGCUGGGACUCGAUUUUUCCAAAUUUGGUGGCCUGGAUGUCGGAGGGACGCGUUCCAAUGCUUACAGCUUUGCUUCAUCCAGGACCAGGGAGGACCGUCACUCCUUCAGCAUUCACACAGUCACCUGUAGUCAUUACAGCUACCGACUGUCAAACAGGCCACCUCUAAGCUCCGAGUUUCAGAGGGAUCUGGCGAGUCUACCUAAUUCCUACACUCCUUCAACCAAGGCUUCAUACAGACUGAUCAUAGCGACCUAUGGCACACAUUAUAUCAAUAAGGUUUAUCUUGGGGGAAGAUAUCGGCAAUUUUCAGCUAUACGUACAUGUUUGUCCACACUGAACGGCUUCACUUCAUCCCAGGCACACAGCUGCCUGUCUCUGGGUAUCAGAUUAGGCCUGGGGAAGAUAUCACUGUCCCCAUCUGUUAAAACCUGCUCCAAUGUCCUAGAGAACAGGGACACGGCCACUUCGUCCAGCUCUGGACUCCACCAGCACUUAUCGGAGGUUAAAGGAGGAACAGGUUGGAUGGGGGAGAUAGCACUCACCCAUAACAACUCCGUGGGCUUCCAAGAUUGGUUGAAAACCCUCAAGGAUCACCCUGAUAUUGUUCAGUACACCCUUCGACCAUUGUAUGAUCUGGUGCCAAAGAUGUCACAGAAGGUAGGAUUGAAGGCGGCCAUUCAUGAUUACUUCAAAGAAAAUGGCAUCAAGAGCUCGACCACAAGCCUGAACUGUGGCAGUAGUUACCCUAACCUGGAUUCCAGCUGCUGUCCUAGACGGGCCCGCAAGGGAUAUCUGACGGUGACCAUCGUCAGAGCUUGGGGUCUGAAAGGAGAUUUAAUCGGGAAGACUGAGGCGUAUGUUAAGAUGUGGUACGCCAACCAUUACCGAAGGACCCACAUGAUCAGGUCCAACUACCCUUACUGGAACUCAAGAUAUUAUCUCGGCAAUGUGGACACACACUUGGGUCUAAGGAUUGAAGUCUGGGAUAAAGAUGUGAGUUUUGAUGACCUUCUGGGAUCCUGUGUGAGGUACCUGAGCAGGGGGACACAUCGUUUCACCUGCUAUGCCAAGAAUGGUGGCAUUGAGAUCCAGUACACUCUCACCUGUGAUCGUCACCUGACUGGAAACCAAUGCCAGCAGUACAGACCAACUCCAUAGAGAUGUGCAAUGUGGAUGUUUGUUCUUUUAUGAUCAUCUCUGCAUAUAAGAACGACUUCUCAGUCAGUUGGGGGUUUGGCAAAAAAUCAUGUUUUACACCUUUUUACAUGCUGAUUCUUGUGGUGGAGCCAUUUUAAAGAAUUUAUCUCAAGCUUUUAUUUUCUUAGAUUUUUCAAAACUAGGUGUCUGGUAUAUGCAAAUAAAUAUUUUUGAAAUACA
Molecule: messenger RNA, 1859 nt
Organism: Solea senegalensis (Senegalese sole)
Lineage: Eukaryota; Metazoa; Chordata; Actinopteri; Pleuronectiformes; Soleidae
Product: perforin-1-like
Exons: 10
Coding region: 90-1640 (516 amino acids)
Source: RefSeq, a predicted model, not a curated record